AUGCCGUCGCCGAUACUCGUCGUUGCGGCGCUCUUCCUUGUUGCGGGACUUCUAGUCCAACGAUCCUUCGGCAAGCAGCAGCGCGUGCCCAAGGGUGCAAGGACUCCCUCUGGUCCACCAGGCAAACCCAUCGUCGGUAACCUCCUCGACAUCCCGCCCGUGCAAUCAUGGCUGCAGUUCAAAGCGUGGGCAGACACGUACGGGCCCAUCUUCCGGCUGAACAUCAUGGGCCGCAAUCACGUGGUGGUGUCGACGGAGAAAAUCGCCAAUGAGCUGCUUCGCGAACGCGGCAAUCUGUACUCGUCGCGCGAGCAGCUGCCAAUGGCGGCGAAGCUGAUGAGUCGCGAUCUGAGGCCGCUUUUGUUGCCGUAUGGUGAUCUCUGGCGUCGCGGCCGGAAACUGAUGCACGUGCUGACCAUGCCGACUGCUGCGACAUCAUACCAACCGCUGCAGGUCUAUGAGUCCGAACGUCUGCUGUUUGACUUGCUCCGGUCGCCGGAUGAGUAUGAGAAGCUCUUCGAGCGGUAUGCCGGUGCGGUGAUUAUCCGUUUGGCGUACGCCAAAACCAUCGAGACAGGAGACGAGCCAUACCUCCGCGAUGUCCUGAGCGUAGUGCAUACCGUUGAACGCGUCGCGUCGCCCGGCGCAUAUCUCGUCGACACCUUCCCCAGCCUGAUGUAUCUCCCGAGCUGGCUGGCGCCGUUCAAGCGCGAAGCGGCUCGAUUGCAUGACUUUGAAUUGACGCUGUUUCGUGGAUUGUUGGAUGAGGUGCGAGAGAAGGUCAACCAGGGAAAAGCGCCAAAAUGCUUCACCACCACGUUUCUCGACAAACAGGCCGAGUUCGGAUUGUCCGACAACGAAGGUGCAUAUGUCAUAGGGACUUUGUUUGAAGCGGGCGCCGGCACCACAGCGGCUGCGAUGCUCAGCUUUUGUCUCGCUAUGUGCCAUUAUCCUGAUUGGCAGGAUGAGUUGCACAAGGAGGUGGAUCGAGUUGUUGGUGAUGAGAGAAUGCCAUCGUUUGACGAUGUGCCCGACUUGCCGUUGGUGCGAGCUGUGGUCAAAGAGGUGCUGAGGUGGAGACCAGUCACUGCUGGUGGAGUGCCGCAUGAGUUGAUUAAGGAUGAUGUCUAUGAUGGACUAUUUUUCCCGGCUGGAACUAAUGUUCAUGCCAAUCAAUGGUCCGUUUCGUUUGCGCUGACACUGCUGAAGGGGUUUCAAUUGGGGCAUGAGCUGACUUUUCGCAGGGCAAUCCACCGCGACUCGGAACUUUAUCCAGAUCCUGAAUCCUUUAACCCAUCACGAUGGCUGAAACCUGAAUUUCCGACUUAUCGAGAACCAUUGGACAAAUAUCCCAACAUUCAGAACUUCUCAGCCUUCGGGUUCGGCCGUCGCAUUUGUCCUGGAAUGAACAUUGCCGAGAGGUCUUUGAAUCUCCUAGUCGCAAGGAUGGCGUGGGCAACGAAAAUCUCCAAGAGACCAGGUGUUGAUGUACCGUGGUAUGAUUAUACAUCCGGAUUCAAUGUGCAGCCUAAGAAAUUUGCGUUCGACUUGAAGGCGAGAACUCCAUCGAAGGCGAAAAUUGUAGAGCAUACCUGGUUGGAGGGGAAAGCCAGAGAUCCACUUGCUGGAUCUUAG
Exophiala bonariae is the source of this 1635-nucleotide messenger RNA. RefSeq lists its product as uncharacterized. Bases 1 to 1635 code for a protein of 544 amino acids. The transcript has 3 exons. Gene Ontology annotation, molecular function: monooxygenase activity; iron ion binding; heme binding. NCBI's taxonomy places the organism in Eukaryota, Fungi, Ascomycota, Eurotiomycetes, Chaetothyriales, Herpotrichiellaceae. The record is from RefSeq and is a predicted model, not a curated record.